This is a messenger RNA of Cyprinus carpio (common carp), 2775 nucleotides long. RefSeq names its product SH3 domain containing GRB2 like 2a, endophilin A1 (gene sh3gl2a). Lineage: Eukaryota; Metazoa; Chordata; Actinopteri; Cypriniformes; Cyprinidae. Gene Ontology annotation, cellular component: cytoplasm; glutamatergic synapse; presynapse. Gene Ontology annotation, molecular function: protein binding. Gene Ontology annotation, biological process: synaptic vesicle uncoating. The record is from RefSeq and is a predicted model, not a curated record.
AUAAUCAGCCUACGCUUGUGGUGAUUCCCAGCGUACUCGGGUUUAUCUCGAAACGUCUCACAUCCACUGUACCUUUGAGCGUAUUUACAUCUUAGCACAGCACAUUCAGGCGUUAGGACAGAAACAGCACUAGUCCAGUCGGAAUCAUGUCUGUAGCGGGACUGAAGAAACAAUUCCACAAAGCCACUCAGAGAGUUAGUGAGAAGGUCGGAGGGGCAGAGGGAACUAAAUUAGAUGAAGACUUCAUGGAAAUGGAAAAGAAAGUUGACGUCACCACAAGGGCAGUGUUGGACAUUAUGACCAAGACAACGGAGUACCUACAGCCCAAUCCAGCAACUCGUGCCAAAAUGAGUAUGAUGAGCUCCAUGUCUAAAAUCCGUGGUGGAGAUAAAGGUCCUGGCUACACACAGACUGAAGUCAUCCUGGCAGAGUCCAUGCAAAAGUUUGGCAGGGAACUCGGGGAGGAAUCCAGCUUUGGUCUGGCUCUGAUCGAUGUUGGAGAAGCCAUGCGAGAGCUAGGUGAAGUUAAAGAUGCUCUAGACAUGGAGGUCAAGCAAAACUUUAUUGAUCCCUUGCAGAAUAUGCAUGAUAAAGACUUAAAAGAAAUCCAGCAUCACCUGAAGAAGUUGGAAGGGCGACGGUUGGACUUUGACUAUAAGAAGAAAAGGCAAGGAAAAGUCACAGAAGAUGAGAUCAAACAGGCCUUGGAGAAGUUUGAUGACUCAAAGGAGGUUGCCGAACAAAGCAUGUUUAACCUUCUGGAGAGUGAUAUUGAACAAGUGAGUCAGCUUUCUGCUCUGGUCCAAGCUCAGGUGAACUACCACAGACAGGCCACAGAGAUCCUUCAGCAGCUGUCCAGCAAGUUAGAGGACAGAAUAAGAGAGACUUCUAAUAAGCCAAGAAGAGAGUAUGUCCCCAAACCUCGCACUUCCAUUGAUUUCAGUGAGAACCACAAUGGGAACAGUGGGCACAGUGGCCCUUCCAGGUCACCAGCUCCAAUGGACCAGCCUUGCUGUCGGGCACUUUAUGAUUUCGACCCUGAAAAUGAGGGUGAGCUAGGUUUCAAGGAAGGUGAUAUCAUUACCUUAAGCAGCAAGAUUGAUGACAACUGGUAUGAGGGAGUGAUCAAUGGGCAAUCUGGCUUCUUCCCUGUCAACUAUGUAGAUAUCCUGGUAGCUUUACCCCAAUAAGUCUUAUGCAUGUACCCUCAUCAUGACCCAACCAAUCAAACCACUUCUUCUGCAAGAAGAUAAAAUAACCAAAACAAACAGCACAAACAGCUCUGUGGUAUCUGCGCAUAGGAAAUAAGCAAUGAAAUAAUUUGAGUGCUCUUUCAUAAAUAUUAUUCCUGACUUGGAAUGCCACCACUUUGUUGUAUUAAUUUCUUUAAUUUUCUUGAGGUUGAUCUGACCUCUGCAUUGCCUGCUGCUAUUCCUCCUGUAUGUUCAGACAUUGUUCAUUUUUGCCUGUUUCCAUUUGCAACAGCAAGCCUUGAAUUGGUCUUUUUAUCCAAACCCUUUUUAAAAAACAUCUCCAAUAAAAUAAGAAAAUGUAUUUUGGUUUUACAUUCUUAGCAUAAUGUAUUUAUGAAAAGUUAUUUGAAGAAUAAUGAUCAAGGUGAUGUGAAGUAUUAAACAUUUGAAGGAUUUUUUUUCUUUGAAAUUGCAAUAGUUGCAAAACAAAAUACAUAUUUCCUGUUCAUAUUGUGAAAUGUUCCAAUGUUUCUUUAAUGUCCUAAAAUAAAUUUAAGCCUUUAUGUGGUGGUAGAUUUGACUAUUUAAAUAGCUUAAUAUUUAGCAACAAAGAAAAAAAAUGAGACAAGGAAAGUUAAGCAAAUAAUUUAUUUGUUGUGUUACAGUGUGUCAUUUAUCUGUCAUGUAACAUUCUAUACGGUCCAUGAAUCCAGUGGGCAUUUCCAAGCUUUUAUAUCACAUUCCAUAGAUGGUAAACUGGUCACUAAAAGGCAACGGCAAAAAAUUUUUGUGUGUUACUAUUUGCCUGAGUAUGUUAUUUGAACCCAUGAAACUGUGCAUAUCAAACAUUUUUCAGAUAUUUUUCUUUUCCUUUUGUAAAAAUGAAGUGUGUAGUUUUUGUGCUAGUAAUCACAACAAACAAAACUUUAAAGAAAAGACUUGAAAAACAGGUUUUCCAAACACAGACAGUCCUGGCCUGAAUUUCAAAGUCCCAAAGAGCAACAGGAUCUGAUUAACACAUGCCUGUUGCACCUCGUCAUGUUAAACUGGAAAUAUUUUAACAUCACAAAAAUUACACGCAUCACCUGAUGUCUGAUUUAAGGCAAGGAUUAAUUUCUGACUGUAAAUGAUGUAUAAUUUGGCCUAAUAUUUCCACAGACAGAAUAAGAUAAUGUGUUCUUAAAAAAUUAAAGUGUGUUUAGUUGAUGUAUUUAUUAUUGUCGAAUCUAAGAUCCCCUUUAUAUUUUAAAAAUAAAAUGAGUGUAUCUUGUAUUGGCAGGACUUUCCAAUAUUUUUUCAAUUGUUGUUUAUCCUCAGUGAGGUCUGUACAGUCAUUCUUUUGUGUGUUUUAUUUCCUAUUUGUGUAUAGUCACGUAACUAUAGUACCAUGUGUUACUUUUGGAUCAGUGUUAAAGCAUUUACCAUUAGAUAUAAAAUAGACACUGGAUAUUUAUUAAAUUGCUGCAUAUCAACUCCAGCAUGAAUUUUCAGUCACUCAUCUGAAUUGUUAGGCUUGUACUGAGAAUGAAAAAUAGUGCAACUACAAUAAAAAAAAAACAACAACAACAGUUGAAUGGUGCUA